Molecule: messenger RNA, 3969 nt
Organism: Xyrauchen texanus (razorback sucker)
Lineage: Eukaryota; Metazoa; Chordata; Actinopteri; Cypriniformes; Catostomidae
Product: anaphase-promoting complex subunit 4-like
Exons: 29
Coding region: 188-2629 (813 amino acids)
Biological process (GO): positive regulation of mitotic metaphase/anaphase transition; protein K11-linked ubiquitination; anaphase-promoting complex-dependent catabolic process
Cellular component (GO): nuclear periphery; anaphase-promoting complex
Molecular function (GO): protein binding
Source: RefSeq, a predicted model, not a curated record
UCAGAGUGUUUUCAUAUUGGUCAGACUAUCAUGCUGUAUCAUGAGCUUUAUGAACAUGCAUCUGUUUAGAAAACAAAUGUGAACAUAGUUAUAGAAGUGUUAUAAAUCAGUUUCUUUAUACGCUAGAAAGGAAUUAAGAAGAAUAACUGGAUUGUAGUAAUCGUCGUUAUCUGUCUAGGUUUUAGCAAUGCCUGCUUUUCGCCAGGUUGGGGAAAAACAGCUCCCAAAUCCUAUUCUGUACAUGGCCUGGUCUCCGAAGAGAGAUCUGAUUGCCCUGGCUAACACUGCAGGAGAGCUUCUCCUGCAUCGCCUUGCCAACUUCCAGCGUGUGUGGAGUUUACCACCCAAUGAGAGCACAGGAAAAGAGAUCACGUCACUGGCCUGGAGACCUGAUGGGAAAAUCCUUGCAUUCAGUGUGGGAGACACGAAACAGGUGGUGUUGUGUGAUGCAGAAAAGGCAGAGAUCCUCCACUUGUUCCCAGUGAAAUACCCUGUGUCCUGCAUGCACUGGAUGGAGGUGCAAGACGAUAGUAGCAUGUUGUCCUCAUUCAGCGAGUCAGAGGAUGAGUCCAGCCGUUUCCUUCCAAAGUUACCAACUCUUCCCAAAAACUACAGCACCACAUCAAAGAUAUUUAGUGAAGAGAAAUCAGAUGGAGUCACAAACCUUUUGGGGGACGUGAGGCUCAAUAUUCUUGUGGUGGGCGGGCCCUCUGGUUUUGUAGAGCUGUAUGCGUAUGGCCUAUAUAAGAUUGCCACGCUGAGUGGGAUUUCAGGGACCUGCCGUAGUCUCGGACUGUCCAGUGACCUCAAGUCCCUCUCGGUUAUUACAGAGAUUAGAUCCACAGAAGACAAUCCUGAGAUUCAUUACAUACAGCUGGACACUGGGCUGCUUUCUUCAUGUCUGCCUGAGUUGACCAAGAUGGCACGCAAGUUUACACACAUUUCAACAUUGCUACAGUACCUGCGUCUCUCACUCACCUGUAUGUGUGAAGCAUGGGAGGAGAUUCUUAUGCAGAUGGACCUCCGCCUCACUAAGUUUGUCCAGGAGAAGAACACGAGCACUCAGGUUCAGGAUGAGUUUCUGGAGCUACUGCUGUGGGGUCAUGCAAGCCCUGAACUUCAGGCUCUUCUCAUGAAUCAACUCACAGUCAAGGGUUUGAAGAUGUUGGGCCAGUCCAUUGAUUCUUCCUACUCCAGUAUCCAGAAACUUGUUAUCAGUCACUUGCAGAGUGGCUCAGAGGCUCUGCUGUAUCAUCUGAGUGAGGUCAAAGGAAUGGCACUCUGGAAGCAGAAGUUUCAACCUCUCGGCCUGGAUCCUGCAGCCAUCGAGGAUGCUAUUGUAGCAGUGGGCUCUUUUACCCUGAAGUCCAGUGAACUUUUACAAGUCAUUGAUAAGAGUAUGAAGAACUUCAAAGCUUUUUUCCGUUGGCUGUAUGUUGCAAUGCUUCGAAUGUCUGAAGAUCAUGUUCCUCCUGAGCUUAACAAGAUGACUCAGAAGGAUCUGGCUUUUGUGGCUGACUUUCUGUCUGAGCAUUUCAGUGCUAACGAGGAGCUGUUUGAUCGGAAAGGGAAGUAUUUUAAUGUUGAGCGCGUCGGACAGUACUUGAAGGAUGAAGAUGAAGACUUGGUGUCUCCCCCCAACAUGGAGGGCAACCAAUGGGUGAUGUUUGUUAAGCAGAGCACUCACAUGAAAGACAGUCCACUGCUCUUCCCCACGUACCCACAGAAGUCUCUGCAUUUUGUCAAAAGAAUGAUGGAAGGCUCCAUUGAUCUGUGCUUACAGAAACCAGCCGAGGUCAUUGGGCAUUCAGUAAAACAAGCUAUGUGUUUAAAAUUGUACACCGUGCCUGAGAGCUCUGAAAAUACACCAAGGCUAUUUGAGCUUCCAUCACUGUGGAAUGAUAAGAAGGCUGGUAUGCAUUACGUAGUAUUCUGCAUGCCAGAAAUCUCUCCAUCUAAAAUGUAUAUACUAAGGAGAGCAACAGACCCCAACAGGUCUAUACCUAAUGGUCUGGUGGCCCUUAACAUCAACACUCCUCUCAAUUCUAGUAUAUCUAGUAUAGAUGAUGAAGCACCAACAUCAAAUUCUAUUGACUCAAUGUACAGUUGCCUUGAUGCCCGUUUCUAUGAUGACGAGACUUUGACCGUGAUAUUGCGAAGUCUGGAAGACGAUGAGAAUAAGAUGCGUGUCCUCAUUCAGCUUCCUCUAAACUCUGCUUUAAGCUGGGAGGAGGAGUUCAUCUGGGACCUUACGCUCAGACUCGAGCAGCAGACAGAAGGGAUCCCUGUCCAGGGUCUGACCUGGGGAAACCAGAGCAGAGAGUUGGAGAACAUUAAAGCUCAGUUUGUGGCUGUUAAUGGGAUCCGCAAAGUGGCCUGUGUGCUGAGUGCCAAUCUGAGGCAUGUCCGUGUGUUUGAAAUGGAUGCAGAGGAGGAAGAGGAGGAGGAAGAGCGUGCAGAUGAGUCACAGGAAAUGAGCUCAGACCAGGACAGACUUGAGGAUACAUUGACCAAUCAGAGUGAUGUUGGAGGAGGAGGAGAUGGAGGGGGCGGGGCUGAGGAUGCUCAGGUGACAGAGCAAGGGUCAGGAAGCAUUCUGGACAACACUGCAGGGUCAGAUACUCAUUGAGCAUUCACCAUAUCUGGCACCUGAACUAUGGACUCUUCUACAAACUCAGAAUCACUCCAUGAUUACCAGUUUUUGUCAAGUACUUUAUGUACUAAAAAUAAAAAUAUUUUGUGAUAAAGAAAACUGAUGAACAUUUCACAUUCGCAUUUAUAAAUAAAUUGAUUUGCUGUUUAAUAUUAAGAUUAUUAAAUAAGUUGGGUUUUACUGUAUAUGUCUUUCAAGGGCCAGGGGUCCGUAAAGGUACUGCAGAGGGUCUGUGGGGAAGAUCCUGUAUAUAAAACAUUUAAAAAAUAUAUAUAUAUUUAUAUUUCAAAUAGUUGACAUUGUGAAUUUGUUAGACAGAAUUUUGUAGAUGAACAUUAACAUUAUUAAAUAAUUUAUAUAAUGCUUAAAAUAGAUAAUUUGAUAUUCUUAAUUAAAUGUAUUAUAAAGUGUUUUAUUUUUUUGCAAAAUAACUUCUUUUGUUUUUAGGGGGGUUCCCUUGUGCUGGCUGAGAGUCUGGAUGGGGGUUAGAGCCAGCAAAGUUUAGGGCAAUUGGGCGACAACAAAUUUUUUCUAUAUUGCUCACCUAGAAAUGAGGUGAAAAAUUACAAGUUCAGUCCUAGGGAGUAGGAGAGAGUUAACAAUUUCAGGUUCUAAUCCGGUCUAAGUCCAGAUUUAUCCCCGGUGCAGGAACAUAAAUCCUAAAGUGCUUCCAGUAGCCUCUGUGGAUGAUGCCAUUCAUUCUGCGAGUGAAGAAAUAUGGUAUCUGUCCAAAUAUGGCCUAAAAUAAGACGUUAAACGUGAUGCUCAUUUUGUCUGUAUCUAUUCAUUUAUUCAAAAAUACAUAAAAAAUACAAAACAAUGACUUGAAUACACCUCUACAAUUAUGAUCAUGUAUUAAAUCCAAAAAUAGGGUUAAAUUAAAACAUUUGUUAGUGGUGUAACCAUCUGUUGUCAUGUGACAAAUAACAAAACAAAAACAUUCUAUAAACAUCCAGGUCAAAAGUAACUCUAUGGGAAAAAAAAUUAUAUUUGUGUUUUUUUAAGUUUUGCAAUUUGUGAUUAACACAAAUGGCGAGGGGCAAGUUAAUAAUUGUAAUAUCUUUUACUAGAUGGUUACACCACUUGACAUACAUUUUUUUAUUUUUAUUAUUUGUAGAAAAAUGCUAAAAAUAUAUAUAUAUUUUAAAUGAUGAAACCAACAUAGACACAAAGAUUUUGACAAAUUUGACACGUCUUAACCCUUGAAUGCGUAUGUAACUUCACACCCCUUAAAUGCAUAUGUGGGUAAAAAAACACCCAGUUGAAAUAUACAGUACAAGUACAAUGAAUGGACUAGGAUAAAAUGUUUUUUGUUU